CAACUCGAUAAUUCACUCACUCAAAGAUGCUGAUGCAGGACUCAUCAUCAGUCUUCAAAUUCUGCCAUGAGGUACUGUGUUCGAAAAAAUACUUCAGUUGGGUUGCCGGUCUGAUCCUACUAGGCGAAAUCGUUUUGAAUGGACUCAUCAUCAACCACGUUCCAUGAUGUAUUUAUAGAUACCGAGAUUGAUUGGAAAGCUUAUAUGCAAGAGGUUGAAGGAUAUUUGCAUGGAGAACGUGAUUAUCUCAAGAUCAGAGGAGAUACUGGUCCAAUUGUUUAUCCAGCUGGUUUUGUUCAUAUUUACGCUACCUUACAUCACUUCACCGAUAAAGGCUCAAACCUGCGAUUGGCUCAGUAUUUUUUCGCUGCUAUCUACUUGAUCACCCUAUUAGUCGUCUUUGCUAUCUUUAAAAGAUGUCAAUCGAUACCUCCCUACGCAUUGAUUUUCUUAGCUCUUUCUAAACGAUUGCAUUCCAUCUAUGUACUACGGCUCUUUAAUGAUGGAAUCACAAUGUUAGCGUUUUACAUCAGUCUUUGGUAUCUGAUCCGCAAGAAAUGGAACUGGAGUGCCAUAUGGUUCAGUCUCGCUUUAUCCAUCAAAAUGAAUGUACUUCUAUUUUUUCCGGCUUAUGGUCUCAUUUGGUUUCAAUCUCUCGGCUUAUUGAGAACGUUACGACUGGGUUUCAUAGUACUAGGUGUUCAGGCAUUGUUGGGAGGUCCAUUCUUGAUGGCUCACCCUAUCUCGUACCUUUCAAAGGCCUUUGAGUUUGAUCGAGUAUUUUUCUAUAAAUGGACUGUCAAUUGGCAUAUGAUAUCAGAAUCUGAUUUUCUAUCUCGAGGAUUUGCUACCAUGCUCACAGUCACUCAUGUCUCAUUACUGGGACUCUUUGCCUGGACGAGAUGGUGUCGAGCGUAUGGUGAGAAAGGACCAAUCCAUAUCUUGCUCCGAGGCUUGGUGAACUUUGAUCAACCUGCUAGCAAGCGUUCCGUAGAGUUCACCCCUGAUCAUAUAGUGAAGCUUUGCUUUGCCUCUAAUCUGAUCGGGAUGGUGUGCGCACGCACAUUGCAUUACCAAUUCUAUUCAUGGUAUGCACAUCAAAUCGUUUACCUAUUUUGGCAAACCUCAUACCCUCUUUGGAUCAGGGUGGCAUCGAUGGCUAUCAUUGAAGUCUGUUGGAACAUUUAUCCCCCAACAGCUUUAUCGUCAUCUUUUUUGUUAGCUGCCAAUCUAUUACUUUUAAUAGGAGUUUGGUAUUCAGAUGGGAAUCCAUCGAAGCAGAACACGUUUCAAAAAACUAGAACCAAACAAACUCCACCUACAAAACCCAAGAUCACAUGAAGUCAUGUGUUUUGGUUCAAGUUUUUUUGUAAAUAUAUAUAUAUGAGGAUUGGUUCAGGCUCUGAGAUUAAUCAAAUCGUUGAAUUUCUGAUUUGGUGCGAU
Molecule: messenger RNA, 1443 nt
Organism: Melampsora larici-populina 98AG31
Lineage: Eukaryota; Fungi; Basidiomycota; Pucciniomycetes; Pucciniales; Melampsoraceae
Product: family 58 glycosyltransferase
Exons: 8
Coding region: 139-1341 (400 amino acids)
Cellular component (GO): endoplasmic reticulum
Molecular function (GO): dol-P-Man:Man(5)GlcNAc(2)-PP-Dol alpha-1,3-mannosyltransferase activity
Source: RefSeq, a predicted model, not a curated record